UGUUUGCUUGUUUUAGGUAAAGGCCGUGUGAUCGUAAAGGUGAAGCAGCGAUCCGAGACGGCCGCAUUUGUGGAAACGUCCAUCGAGGCCAUAGUGAUCCGACAGAAGAGGAUCAUAGAUGUCGUUUUCCACGUGUCCGUCGCGAUCCUGGUGACUGUGAUGUACGUCAAUUUCGGAUGCGCGCUCAAGUGGAAUGAGCUGAGGAAUAGCCUGAAGCGACCCGUCGGUCCGGCGAUCGGUUUCAUCGGCCAAUUCCUCUUCAUGCCGCUGCUGAGCUUCUUCAUCGGACGUCUCCUCUUCCCGCGCAAUCCCGAGAUGCAAUUGGGUAUGUUCUUCACAGGAGUUUCACCUGGUGGAGGUGCGUCGAACAUGUGGGCCGUCAUCCUUGGCCUGAACAUAGAUCUGUCCAUCACCAUGACGACCAUAAGCACGUUCGGUGCGUUCGCUAUGAUGCCCAUAUGGUUGUUCACGCUCGGAAAGGUCAUCUUUGACGAUGCCAAACUCGAUGUUCCCUAUCAGAUGAUCUCCAUGUACGCAAUGACUUUGGUCAUACCUCUAUUCAUCGGAUUCCUCAUACAGAAGUACAUGAAACGCGUCGCCGCCUUCUUGGUCAGAAUAUUGAAAGCCUUCUCGGCGCUUCUGCUCAUCUUCAUCGUCGUCUUCGCCAUCGUCACAAACCUCUACCUCUUCAAGCUCUUCUCCUGGCAGAUCCUGGUAGCAGGUUUAGGACUGCCGUGGCUAGGAUACACCGUUGCCUGGUUACUCGCCGUCUUCUUCAAGCAACCAAACAAAGACGCUUUAGUCAUCGCCAUAGAGACGGGUAUCCAGAAUACAGGCAUCUCCAUAUACCUUCUCCGGUUCUGCCUGAGUCAACCGGAAGCGGAUCUGACGACCGUCGUUCCCGUCUCCGUCGCUAUAAUGACACCAAUCCCUCUGCUCCUACUCUGGAUCGCGCAGAAGUUUCGCAACAGAUGCUUCAAGAAACGAAAGUACACACCACACGAGAACUCCGAACUGAACAGUCCCCUCUCCGAGAUGAGCGUCGACAAUCAUUUCGCUCCGUCGACGAUCUCUUAAAUAACAAAUUCAACUUCCACAAAUCUUUAACACUUUUCUCUAUAUCUUCUCUAUAAGAAAAAAAAAACUAAUGAUAAAAACUCUGCAUCUUCCUUCUGUCUCUUGUCGUGUACGUGCGUGUAUCUAUUUGUUUGAUAGUAAAAGAAAAAAAAAUGAAAUAAAAAAUAUAAAUAUUAUCGAAUAACGAAGGAUGAAAGCACUUUGUUAUGUAAACUCGUUGUACUUAUAGAGAGCCAAUACCUAAGAAUAAGUUAUAAUAUCGAUAUGACUAUUUGGGAUCUACCUACUUAAUAAUAAAAAAAUAUAUU
Messenger RNA from Nicrophorus vespilloides, 1385 nucleotides. RefSeq names its product P3 protein-like. NCBI's taxonomy places the organism in Eukaryota, Metazoa, Arthropoda, Insecta, Coleoptera, Silphidae. Gene Ontology annotation, cellular component: membrane. The record is from RefSeq and is a predicted model, not a curated record. The transcript is spliced from 4 exons. The annotation marks the transcript as partial.